This is a messenger RNA of Cucumis melo (muskmelon), 1332 nucleotides long. Its product is annotated as deSI-like protein At4g17486. The coding region runs from base 290 to 976 and encodes 228 amino acids. Gene Ontology annotation, biological process: protein deubiquitination. Lineage: Eukaryota; Viridiplantae; Streptophyta; Magnoliopsida; Cucurbitales; Cucurbitaceae. The record is from RefSeq and is a predicted model, not a curated record. Gene Ontology annotation, molecular function: deubiquitinase activity. The transcript has 3 exons.
GGGAGACAGCUAAGAAAUCCUUCAGUGGCAUUUAUGUAAUUUAGCCCAAAACCAAGGCUGAUCAUAUUUCCUCACCAAACUAGACUCAUCCACGGUCCAUAUCAUAUCUACGGUGUUCCAACAACGAGUCGCCGCCGGUGACGCCCGUUAGAAUUGCAAACUAAGAAACAAGAGUUUCAAUUCUUCUCCACAGAUUUUGAAUUUCAAAAUUUUCUCAUCUCCAUUACUUCACUCUGCGCUUUCCCUGCUCCAAUUUUUUGUGAGUUCUUGGUCAUGAAUUGAGAUAGAAAUGGUGUUUUUGCUUAAGAAACCAAUCGGGAAAACUACCGGAGGAUCCGUGCCGGUGUACCUGAAUGUGUAUGAUCUAACUGCGAUCAAUGGCUAUGCUUAUUGGCUUGGCCUCGGCGUUUUCCAUUCCGGUGUUCAAGUUCAUGGUGUGGAAUACGCAUUCGGAGCUCACGAGUACUCAACAACGGGGAUUUUUGAAGGAGUGCCGAAGCAAUGCGAUGGUUUUAGAUUUAGGAAGACAAUUUUGGUAGGCAAAACAGAUAUGAAACCAACAGAGGUGAGAGCUUUAAUGGAGGAACUUGCUCAAAUCUACAAGGGAAAUGCUUAUAAUUUAAUCACUAAAAAUUGCAACCAUUUUUGCAAUGAUGCUUGUAUUAAACUCACAGGGAAUUCCAUCCCAAAUUGGGUUAAUCGCCUUGCUAGAAUUGGUUUUCUUUGCAAUUGUGUUCUACCGGUGACCUUAAAUUCAACCAGAAUCCGACACCACCAAAGAAUUGAAGACAAGGUUGUAACCAUGGAAACAAAGAAGGAAUUAACAAGUGAAUCAACAAAAAUUCCGAGUUCUAAUUCCUCCUCAUCUGCAUCUUCUUCUCCUUGCUUUACCUUUCGCCCAGGGAGAAGUCAGACAAGACGAGCUCCUCCUCCAUCGUCUCCAUUAUUUUCUCAUUCUUCGUCAUCGUCUUCAUGAAGGGAAAGACAUGAUUAGAAUCUCAGCUCCUUGGAAUUUUUUAAUCAUUUCCAUUGGAAGUACUGCUCAAAGAAGCUGAAACAAUCACAAUUUUCAUAUCUUCCUCUGUUAUCUUCUUCUUAAAGAUCAAUUUCCAAUCAGAAGCCAUUGAUCUGUAAGCUUUCAAUUCCCUUUUAAUUGUUUUUCAUGUAUUAUUUCUACUUCUUUUUCUUUUUGCAUUCAUCACCUUUGAAUGAAUGCUCCCAAGAAACAAUUCCAAGUUGUAAAAGUUAAAUCAAUAUUAUUGUGAAAGUUUAAAAUCACAAUUCAUUUCAUAUUCUCAUAAUUUAAAUAAAAGUGUAACUUCUCUUUUGUUA